Letharia columbiana is the source of this 219-nucleotide messenger RNA. RefSeq lists its product as uncharacterized. The transcript is spliced from 3 exons. Bases 1 to 219 code for a protein of 72 amino acids. Gene Ontology annotation, molecular function: ATPase inhibitor activity. Gene Ontology annotation, cellular component: mitochondrion. The record is from RefSeq and is a predicted model, not a curated record. Lineage: Eukaryota; Fungi; Ascomycota; Lecanoromycetes; Lecanorales; Parmeliaceae. Gene Ontology annotation, biological process: negative regulation of ATP-dependent activity.
AUGGGCGAAGGAGACACUGGGGCAACUAGGUCUGGGGGUUCUGCUCAAGGGGACGCCUUCAGCAAACGCGAGCAAGCCGACGAGAACCUCUACGUUCGUCGACAGGAGCAAGAGAAGCUUCAACAGUUGAAGAAGAAGAUUGAGGACCACAAGAAGCAUUUGGAUGAUCUGGAUAAGCACGUGACGGAUCAGAUGAAUUCGGGUUCGGAGAAGAAAUAG